GGGUUAGUUCUAGCAAUAAGCACGUAAUCAUUCAACUACUACAAUUGGAACCUAAUGUUUCUAGAUUACCUUUUCCAUCGGCCGAAGAACAGCUAUUGCUUCUCACAAUGUCUCGCCAAUGACCAGGAACAAGUUCAUCGGGAGAUCGCACAUGUGAAGGACAUCCUGGAGCAGAAGAUAAUGCAGUGCAUCGGAUCGCAAGCUUCGAAGUAUUUGUUCUUUCCGCUGGAGAAUACAGACAAGUUGGUUUCGGAUCCGGAACUGUACGUAAAGUAUCGUUUAUGGCACGUUGAUGCACUUAAACCGUUAGUUAGCAACGUGGUCACAACCUAUCUUGCCCACAAUGGUGUUGGAUUUGAAAUGUAUUCAUUAAUCGAUAAAUUGAAGGUACUAGAGUUAGGUGAAGGCUAUCUGGACGUGGUUGAUUUGGAUAAUCAAUUGAAUUAGAAUAUAGGCUGUUAGCAAACUAGUCGUAAUGGCGAAAGACUGGCUAGAAGCAACAUUCGAUCGUCUUAAAUAGAUGUAUUUCCGGAAACUAUUUGCAAAACUUUACCAAGUUGUGUUCUGAUAUGGAUUUGAAAUAAUCAAAACACUUAUUUUUAA
Molecule: messenger RNA, 603 nt
Organism: Anopheles moucheti
Lineage: Eukaryota; Metazoa; Arthropoda; Insecta; Diptera; Culicidae
Exons: 1
Coding region: 55-447 (130 amino acids)
Source: RefSeq, a predicted model, not a curated record